GGUAUUUUUAGCUACUAGGGGUGAAAUGAACUUUCUAGUAAGUGUUCUAAUACCUUAAUAUCACAAAUUCUUGUAUUCAAAUUUACACUUCCCUUUCUCACAAUCAACAAUUAAGUGUAUGUGAAAUCACAUGAAAAACAUGUUUAUAUUUGCAGAAUAUGGAUCAUUAUCCUGUUAUAGUGUAUUGGGGUGGGGAAGUAAGUUAUACUGGAUCCGAUGUUAGGUAUAAUGGAGGAUUAAAUACAGUGAUGUUUAUCCAUCGUCAAAAUACGACUUUUGAGGUGUUUGUUAGCAAAGUCUAUGAUGUAAUUGGUUGUGAUCGCAACUCAUUUAUGUUAAAAAUGGAGAUGAAAUACUCGGUGACUGGGAAAAAUGUGUUAGUCCCGAUUAAGAAUAAUGAAAGCAUAAGUGCUCUUGCUUUUGUAUGUAACAGCGAUCAUGGCGAUGCCGGGACCAGUUGAUCCAUCAGUGCUUACGCUUCAGGCGACACACAGGAGCGUAGCUGCGUGGGAGGGCUCCACUGCCCAAUUAGUUACUCGUCAGCACUACCAGGCGAGUACGUUACUGUGGGAGGUGGAUGACAGGGUAUUAGACGUAGUCGAGCUAGCUGGUUUCAGAUACAUUCACCGGUUGUUGGGCGGGGGCUUAGAGCUCGAUCGAGCUCUUAUCACUGCAUUGAUGGAGAGGUGGAGGCCGGAGACACAUACCUUCCACCUCACAGUUGGCGAGGCAACGAUCACGUUGCAAGAUGUGGCAGUUAUCAUGGGACUGCCGGUUGAAGGACAAGCAGUCAUUGGUCAUGGGGAGGGAAAUUGGCCAGCAUUAGUACAUGAGCUGCUAGGGGUUUGGCCGGAAAACCCUCAAGACCCCUCACAGCCGAAGAUCAUCGUUGGAUCGUCAUUGAAGCUGACUUGGCUCUGACAGCAUUUUAGCGCGCUUGAGGAUGAUGCAGAUGAUGUGACGGUUGACAGACAUGCCCGAGCUUACAUCUUGUACCUGUUUGGAUGCAUCUUGUUUCCAGACAAGAGCGGCGACUCGGUACAGUUGAUCUAUCUCCCUCUACUGGGAGACUUGGAGCGCGUAGAUGAGUACAGUUGGGGAAGUGCUACCCUAGCGUAUCUGUAUCGUAACUUAUGUCGAGCAUCUCGUAAGGGUGCCAAGGACAUUGGUGGAUGCUUGAUGUUAUUACAUAUAUGGUCAUGGGAGCACAUAGGGAGGCCCAUUAUUCGGACGGUUCGACCGGAUGGGCAACAUGAUCAGGAAGAUGACGCGGAUGAUUUUGAACCGAUAUUAGGGUCACAGCAUCGGCGCGGGAUGGAUCCUUUGGCAGUAAGGUAGCAACACUCAAUUCACUAUUCAAAUUCAUAAUUCACUAUUUGCGUAUAUCUUUCGAGAUCCCACUCCACACAUACUCUCGUCUACUACAGGGACGCACUAGAUCGACAACGGGACGAACAGAUGACAUGGCAGCCUUAAACAGCGGCUAAGAUGGAAGCUCUACCGCACAUAUGUACAUCGGGCCACGAGAUUUGGAGAUCGCGUUGUCCUCUUAUUUGCUUUGACAUCGUCGAGCUACAUCUCCCGAAUCGUGUCAUGCGUCAAUUCGGUUUGGAGCAGGUAAUUCCGCAAGCCUGUGACACCCAACCUCAACUACAUGCGAUCGAUCGGAGGACUGGGGACAAGAACUAUCUCGUACGACAUAGAUCGCAUGUAGAUGCGUGGAACGACCGAGCAUCUAGAUUGGUUGGAGGAGAUAACUUCACAGGUCAUAGCUCUGCUAUGUACAUGAGUUGGUACAGGCGUAUCUCCAUAUUACGCCUAACGAACACCGCAUUUGCGCAGCCAGGAUCACAUUACCAUCCGACAUCUACGUUACUGGUACGUUUUCUUUCAACACUCAUAACAAAUAGUAAUAGUUUUAAGUAACUCUUUUAACAAUAUAAUGAUAAC
This is a messenger RNA of Amaranthus tricolor (Joseph's coat), 1950 nucleotides long. Its product is annotated as protein MAIN-LIKE 1-like. Gene Ontology annotation, biological process: meristem development; meristem maintenance. The transcript has 2 exons. Lineage: Eukaryota; Viridiplantae; Streptophyta; Magnoliopsida; Caryophyllales; Amaranthaceae. The record is from RefSeq and is a predicted model, not a curated record. Bases 439 to 921 code for a protein of 160 amino acids.